Messenger RNA from Pangasianodon hypophthalmus (striped catfish), 1686 nucleotides. RefSeq names its product sex hormone-binding globulin (gene shbg). Lineage: Eukaryota; Metazoa; Chordata; Actinopteri; Siluriformes; Pangasiidae. The record is from RefSeq and is a predicted model, not a curated record. The transcript is spliced from 8 exons. Gene Ontology annotation, molecular function: steroid binding. Bases 133 to 1299 code for a protein of 388 amino acids.
UCAGCCAGAUGUAAGACCGCCCCAAAACCUCUGACAUUUCACAGUCUGUGAAAUUAAUAAUCAUUCACGGCAGUUCCAAACUCCUUUUCAGUCCAGGAUUGUUUUGCUGUCCAGCUCUGGGUCAGCUGAAGAAUGGACUAUCUGAGGAAAGCGAGUGUGUUGCUCGUGUUGUUCAUGAACAGCAACUGGCUUUGCUCGGUUUCAGCAAUAAAGGUAUCAGGAGGUGAGGUCAUCAACCUUGGCCAUAAAUCAACAGCCUGGCAGCCUUUAAUGCACAUCAGUGCAAAUCUCUCCACCAUUUCCAGCAUCACCUCCCACUUUGAGUUUCGCACCCUCGAUCCGGAGGGCAUCAUCUUCUACGGAGACACCAAAGAGGGCCAGGACUGGUUUGUGCUUUCUCUGCAUGAUGGCAUUCCUGAAGUGCAGAUCGGGAAAGCAAAUAUCCUGGUCAGUGUGAAAGGAGGACCCAAACUGAAUGAUGGAGCAUGGCACAAGUUGGAGUUGCGCAGCGAGGGAAAGUACGUGAUUGUGGAGAUCAACAAUAAGGUGGAGCUGGUGGUGGGAAUGGAGUCGGAUCAGACAGAGGACGUGCUGACGGGGAAGAUACGCCUGGCGCUCGGAGGGAUGCUGGUGGAUCAGAAGAGGCUUCUGCAUCCUUUUAAUCCUGAGAUGGAUGCGUGCAUACGGGCGGGAAACUGGCUGAACCUGAGCACACACUGGGAUGCAGAGCCGAGCUGGAAUCCGUCGCCCUGCUUUCCGGAGAUCAAGAAAGGCAGCUACUUUCCUGGAAGUGGAUUAGCUCUGUUUAAUACAUCUGACCUUCCUGGAGUGGAGACAGAAGAGAGAGGGGUCACGAUUGAGGUGUUUGGAUCUUGGCAUGGGACAUUGCUGAGUCUUCAGACCCUCGAUUUCCAGUACAUUCUGCCCGGGGUUAAGGGAAAGGAGAGCAGGGCUCUCAUUGUGGAGCUGAAGGAAGAACCCGAUUCGAGCAACACUGCUGACUCCACCAAGCUGACUCUGACGUUACUGAAACAUUCCCUGUUGUUAAAUGGUGAGACAGAGCUGGAGAACGAAAGCAUUGACUUCCUCUCGAGGUGGACAGAGGGGAUGAGCUUAGCUUUCGGAGGAGUGCCAGGUGAGGCUGAGGACUCGACAAACACACACCACCUCCAGGGCUGUUUGGAAAAGAUUCUCAUUCAGGGACAAGACAUCGAUCUCGACCGGGCUUUCUUCAAGCACACGUCUAUCUCAUCACACAGCUGUCCCACAAAAGCAGUGAAUGAACUCACAGAGAGUUAGUAUAUAGCUGUUAGGUUUUUUUUUUUAAUCACAGAAAGGGGUGUGGUCACAAUUCCACCAACCAGCUUCCACCAAACAAACAAGCUCAUUUAAAUCCUCCUUACAGUUUGACCAAAUCCUUUCAGUAUUACAUAAUUACAGUAGAUGGCGCCACCCGAGUGUCAUGUUGUCCCACAUUUGCCACCCCUGGACCUGUGAUUUACAGCUCAGUUCACAAUUCAGUUCUUCAGAUUAUUUGUAUUAGAUACAUUUCAUCUGGCAAUGAAGAAAUUACACUUAUAACUAACAAUAACUAACAGUAAUAGUCAUGUUAUAAUAUCAUUUGAUAUAUUUAUCCUGAUAAAGGAAAACAUUCUGAGAAACUCUCGACAAGUCCCAGGAAGUUCA